This is a messenger RNA of Ictalurus punctatus (channel catfish), 1275 nucleotides long. RefSeq names its product ras-related protein Rab-19 (gene rab19). The record is from RefSeq and is a predicted model, not a curated record. Gene Ontology annotation, cellular component: trans-Golgi network. The transcript is spliced from 5 exons. Lineage: Eukaryota; Metazoa; Chordata; Actinopteri; Siluriformes; Ictaluridae. Gene Ontology annotation, molecular function: GTPase activity; GTP binding. Bases 292 to 1047 code for a protein of 251 amino acids.
GCAGGAUGUUGUUGUUGUUGUUGUUGUUGUUAUUAUUAUUAUUAUUAUUAUUAUUAUUAUUAUUAUUAUUAUUAUUAUUAUUGUCACUUGUAUGUUUUACUUGAAUGUGUUUGGUGUGAGGAGAUGACAGUGGGAGAGAGAACUGAAUGGACAACUUUUAUCAGUCAGGAUCUACUGUAAUUCUCGGUCUAGUAAUGAAUGCUGUUGUGAAAACUGAGCUCCUUCUUGGUGUAUAAGAACAAAAGGCUGUUAGAACAAGACAAGGCAUGCUUCACUGAGCUACGUGUUUGCAUGCUGCUUUGCCGACCAAAGGUCACCUCCCAAGACACUAAAAUUGAAAAUGAGAUGCAGUGGUGCAAAUGGGCUGGCAAAUGGAAAUCUCACCUACCAGGACAGUCCACAGGAGUACAGGAAGAGGACGCCUGUGAUUUCCUAUUUAAAAUUAUCUUUGUUGGAGACAGCAACGUGGGAAAGACGUGCAUCAUCCACAGCUUAAAGUCUGGAGAGUUCAGAGACAAACAGCAUAACACUAUUGGUGUAGACUUCACUGUGCAUACCAUGGAUAUAGACGGCAAGAGGGUGAAGAUGCAGAUAUGGGACACGGCUGGCCAGGAGCGUUUCCGCACCAUCACACAGAAUUACUAUCGCAGUGCUCAUGGGGCUAUGAUCGCCUAUGACCUGACGCGCCGUUCCACUUUUGACUCGCUACCUCACUGGAUACAUGCAGUAGAACAGUAUGGAGUUGCCAAUGUAGUCUUUGUACUUAUAGGUAACAAGUGUGACCUGCAGCCCCAUCGACAGGUGUUGUUUGAGGAUGCCUGCACUCUGGCUGAACAGAAGGGUGCUCUGGCCGCCCUGGAGACAUCUGCUAAGGAGAACCAUAACGUACAAGAAGCCUUUGAGCUGAUGGCACGGGAGCUAAUAGUACGAAAUGGAGGCAUAGUCCCACAUGAAGCCUUGUCAGAUUCCUCAAAUCUCUUUCUAUACGCUGAGACUCACUCAAUUGGUGAAGUGGAGUCCCUAGAGAAGAAGUCCUGUGAGUGCUGAAAUAUUGGGAUUUAAAGGAAUGGUGUUCUUUCAGAGACCAUUUAAAGACUUCUAAAACAUUCUCAAGCGUUAAGUAGUUUUCAAAUACUUGCUACUUGCUCUCACGUAUAUACACGGUGCACAGGGGGACGUGCAAUAUUGUGUGCAAUAUGAUAGUUUAACUUAUAAAUUAACUUUGUGUGUUCUUUUCCCAUGUUAAUGAGAAAUAAAAUGGAAAAAUGAUCAUUA